AUGGCUUACAUUGCUCUAAUCCCAAAGACCUCCAAUCCUACAAGCUUCAAAGACUAUCGCCCGAUUAGCAUGGUUGGGUGCAUUUACAAAAUUGUGGCAAAGUUGAUGGCAAAAAGGCUCCAAAGUGUGAUAAGCAACUUAAUUAGUCCGCUUCAAUCCUCUUAUGUUCAAGGCCGACAAAUUCUUGAUGGAGCAUUGGUGGCUAGUGAAGUCAUAGAAUCAUGCAAAAAAAGAGGCACGAAGACUUCCCUUCUCAAGUUAGAUUUUCAUAAAGCCUAUGACAGUGUAUCGUGGAACUUCCUCAAAUGGGUUCUUGAAGAAAUGAAGUUUCCCCCUUUUUGGAUUGAGCGCGUAAUGUCGUGUGUGACUAAUGCAUCAGCUUCUAUUCUUGUUAAUCGAUCUCCCACCGUGCCUUUCAAGCUACAAAGGGGACUCCGACAAGGUGACCCACUCUCACCGUUCUUAUUUGUGCUCAUUGCCGAAACUUGA
This is a messenger RNA of Beta vulgaris subsp. vulgaris (sugar beet), 489 nucleotides long. Its product is annotated as secreted RxLR effector protein 78-like. Bases 1 to 489 code for a protein of 162 amino acids. NCBI's taxonomy places the organism in Eukaryota, Viridiplantae, Streptophyta, Magnoliopsida, Caryophyllales, Amaranthaceae. The transcript has a single exon. The record is from RefSeq and is a predicted model, not a curated record.